AUGGGCAUCAAGCAGUCAAAGAAAUUUGUGCCACCUUUAAAGAAGAAAACUGAAAAUGAUUGUCCGUCACAAAUGGUUUUUGAUUCCCAAUAUAUGCAUACCCCAAUCAAACGUAAAACAUUUGAAAUAGGGUUAAAUAACUCCCUAAAAGAUCAAUCUCAGUUUAGAUUCAGAAGUGACAAUUCUAUUCCUUCAACCAUCCUGUUAAAUGACAACAGUAAAGGUCACAGCAGACAUCAGAAUGAAGAGACAUUUGAUAAUUUGAAUUGUCUUAGUACUUCACAUCAUAACCCUGAAGAGAAAGAUGAAAGUGAUAACUCUUUGUUCAGAACAAGAUUAUUUAAAAUGUCAUCGCCAACCAAAGCAGCAAAUAAUCCAGCAAUUGUUAACUGUCCAACUUUUCUUGAUAAGUCGCUGUUACAUGAAGAAAAACAUGAACUUAUAAAUUUUGCUGAAAAGCACAGUGAAUAUAGUGUAACAGACGACGUCAGACCAAAACAGCAGAAUGGCACUCAGUAUGUGAUAAAAGCACAUGUACUUCCUAUGAUGCCACAUUCGUUUAAUGUAAAAGAUGCAACUGGCAAGAGUUCAGGAACUCUGAGGGCAGUUACUGAAAUUCCAGUACAAUUUAGAAGCAUUUUCAAAGAAUUCCCUUAUUUCAACUACAUACAGUCCAGAGUAUUAGAUGAUCUUCUUUAUGGUGAAAAGAAUUUUGUGAUUUGUUCCCCAACUGGUUCUGGAAAGACCGUGAUAUUUGAACUAGCCGUGGUCAGAAUACUGAUGGAAGUUCCAAAACCGUGGUCCAAUAUAAAAAUUGUAUACAUGGCUCCAAUCAAAGCUUUGUGUAACCAGCGAUACGAAGAUUGGAAAGCAAAAUUUGGACCUAUUGGACUGAUGUGCAAAGAGCUCACUGGAGAUACAGAAAUGGAUGAUUAUUUUGAGAUCCAAGAUGCACAUAUUAUCAUAACAACUCCUGAAAAAUGGGACACUAUGACAAGAAAAUGGAGAGACAAUUCAUUAGUACAGCUGGUGCAGCUUUUCCUUAUCGAUGAGGCUCAUGUUGUGAAAGAUGAAAGUCGUGGUGCAACCCUUGAAGUUGUUGUCAGCAGAAUGAAAACAGUUCAGUCAGCUGUCUUGCGUUCAUCUAAGCAACCUGCAGAUAAAGCACUGAGGUUUGUUGCAGUUUCUGCAACAAUUCCAAAUGUUGAAGAUAUUGCAGAAUGGUUAUCUGAUGGAAAGGGACCAGGAAUUUCCAUGAAGAUAGAUGAAAGUCAUCGACCUGUAAAGCUCCGGAAAGUUGUACUUGGAUUUACUUGCUCCACUACUCAAACUGAAUUCAAAUUUGACCUAUGUCUGAAUUACAGAAUAGCUAGUGUUAUACAGACAUACUCUGAACAGAAGCCGACUCUGGUGUUCUGUGCUACAAGGAAAGGUGUGCAACAGUCUGCAUCCAUACUUGCAAAAGAUGCCAGAUUCAUUAUGACCAUGGAACAUAAGCAAAGACUGCAAAAAUAUACAAACUCAAUUAAGGAUGCAAAGCUUAGAGAUCUGUUCACAUAUGGAGUUGGUUACCAUCACGCUGGCAUGGAGCUAUCUGAUAGGAAAGCUACUGAAGCUGCAUUCACUGCAGGAGAUUUACCUGUGCUUUUUACUACCAGCACUUUAGCCAUGGGAGUCAACUUGCCAGCACACUUAGUGGUCAUUAAAUCAACAAUGCAUUAUGCAGGAGGAAUGUUUCAAGAAUACAGUGAAACUGAUAUACUUCAAAUGAUGGGUCGAGCUGGCCGACCUCAGUUUGAUACCACUGCCACGGUAGUCAUAAUGACAAGAAAUCAAACAAAGGACAAGUACACACAGAUGUUAAAUGGAGCAUAUACCAUUGAAAGCAGUUUACACAAGCAUCUUGUUGAGCAUUUGAAUGCAGAGAUAAUACUGAACACCAUCACUGAUGUCAAUGUGGCUUUGGAGUGGAUACGAUCAACAUUUCUUUACAUUAGAGCUCUUAAAAAUCCAAAUCAUUAUGGUUUUGCUACUGGUCUUGACAGAGCUGGAAUUGAAGCAAAGUUGCAAGAACUAUGCCUGAAGAAUUUGCAAGCAUUGUCUUCUAUUGGUUUGUUAAGGAUGGAUGAAGAGAUCAAUUUCAAACCUACAGAAACUGGGAAAUUAAUGGCCCGCUAUUCCAUUGCAUUUGAAACAAUGAAGCUCUUCUGCUUGGUCAGUGGAAAUGAAACUCUAAGUGAACUGGUCACAAUAAUCUCCAGAUGCAAAGAGUUUGCAGAUAUUCAACUAAGAAUCAAUGAGAAGAAGGUUCUUAAUACUCUGAAUAAAGACAAAAAUAGAAUCACCAUCAGGUUUCCUAUAGAAGGAAAGAUUAAAACAAAUGAAAUGAAAGUUAAUUGUCUAAUACAAGCCCAGUUAGGAUGUAUUCCAGUUCAAGAAUUUGCAUUAACUCAAGACAUAGCCAAGAUAUUUAAGUGUGGUAUAAGAGUCACCAAAUGCCUUUCAGAAUUGCUCAUGCAACAAGAAAAGAAGAACUUUUCAGCAUUGUUGAACUCACUGAUAUUAGCCAAAUGUUUUAGGGCUAAACUUUGGGAGAACUCCUCCUAUGUAUCAAGACAACUUGAAAAAAUCGGUGCUACUUUGUCCUGUGCUAUGGUAAAUGCAGGUCUCUCCACAUUUCAGAAGAUAGAAGAUACAAAUUCAAGAGAGUUAGAAUUGAUUGUGAACAGACACCCUCCUUUUGGAAACCAGAUAAGAGAAUCUGUUAUUCAUCUCCCAAAGUACGAACUCAGUGUUGAACAGCUUGCAAAAUACCAUGCUUCAGUGGCAGAAAUUGUUGUGACAAUUACCUUAACAAAUUAUCAGCAACUGCAGAAAAAGAGAACAGCAUCUGACAAUCACCACACCUCUCUCAUCAUAGGAGAUGCAGACAACCAAGUUACUUACAAACAAAAAAUCACAGAUUUAGCUCUACUUAAAACUGGAAGUUGGUCAAAAAAAAUUGAAGUUAAAAGACCUCUUAAAGGUGAAGAACUAAGUAUUAAUCUUAUCAGUUCAGACUAUGUUGGAUUGGAUAUUCAGCAAAAAUAUACCGUCUUUUACUCAGGACCAAAGAGGUUUGGAACACACAUUAUUCGUGGAAAAUCAGAUGUGCAAAACACUCAAUUAGCAAAACAAAACAGCAUAGAGAAUUCAUCAACAGUUCCCUCUACCCAACCUCGAAAAAGACUAUGUAAUCAUUACUGCAAGAAUAAAGACAAAUGUGGUCAUGAAUGUUGUAAAGUUGGUGUAUCAGUUGUGCAGGGUGGUAUUACACCACAGGCAACAACAAAACUUUCUUCCUAUCUCAGUGACCUUAAAAGUAGAAGUGAGACUUCCUCCGCUCCAUCAGUUAAGCGACUAAAGGUAGAGAUGCUAAAUGAAUUAGGAUCAGUAAAUCUUCAACAGUUUGCUUACAUGCCCAAACAUCCAUUGUCAACAUUACCAAGGUACUAUGAAACAAAACCUGCUCCAACAGCUCAAGCACAGAACUGGGAUCAAUUAGACAUCUGUAAAAGCAAUUAUCAACAACAGCAGACACAUGAUGAUGAAGGAAAAUACUCUUUGACUUCAUCAAAACCCAGUUCAUCUGUGAUUCUGCCACACCAGAAUAUGCCGAGUGCUUUCAACUGCAAUUCUGAUGCAAAUGAAAGUGGCUACUGGUCAUCAGGAGGCAUAAAUGUGACUUUUGACCUAGGAGAUGACUUAUGGGGUGACUUUGAUGAUGAGAAACUUGUACAAGCUAGCAAUUUGGUCAGUUCAGAGGAAACCAACAUUAAUUACCAAAAAGAUUCUUCCUGUAGUACAUAUCCAAAUUUUACAGAAUAUAACCGACUGCCUGAACGUCCAUACAAAAAGUUUGAGAACCAAACAGUAAACGGUGAACGCAAUCGGCAUAGACACCUGCCAACAAUGGAACAGUCCUGCUCCUUAGCAGUUGACUCAACAGUUAACGAAACACCUAAAAUCCUUGGAACUACUCACCACACAACCUUUAACCAAGGUUCAGAGGAAGAAUUGAGUUCUGCAUCAUCCAAAGUGAAUGCACUGAAAUAUUCCAAAAAUAGUGGGCCCUUGGACUGCUUCCAUCACUUUGGAACAACUACUGCAAGAAAACCCAGCUACUAUGCUGAAGUUUUUAGUACCAGUUUCUACAAGCUCUCCACCACUGCCUUCAAGAACGAAGAGUCGCCGCCGCGUAUCUCGGAAACAUGGCAAGAGGGCUGGGCUGCAGAUGAGGCUUAA
Messenger RNA from Pristis pectinata (smalltooth sawfish), 4284 nucleotides. RefSeq names its product helicase for meiosis 1 (gene hfm1). The record is from RefSeq and is a predicted model, not a curated record. The transcript is spliced from 37 exons. NCBI's taxonomy places the organism in Eukaryota, Metazoa, Chordata, Chondrichthyes, Rhinopristiformes, Pristidae. Gene Ontology annotation, molecular function: ATP binding; nucleic acid binding. The coding region runs from base 1 to 4284 and encodes 1427 amino acids.